This is a messenger RNA of Loa loa (African eye worm), 243 nucleotides long. RefSeq lists its product as hypothetical. The record is from RefSeq and is a predicted model, not a curated record. Lineage: Eukaryota; Metazoa; Nematoda; Chromadorea; Rhabditida; Onchocercidae. The transcript is spliced from 2 exons. Bases 1 to 243 code for a protein of 80 amino acids.
AUGGAUCAAAUGCAAGCUAUGCAGCAUAAAUUUGCAAAUUUUAAAUUACAAUCGAAUGCAGUCGCUACUCCAUGGAGUGCAGUAAUUGCGAUACAAGAGAAGGCGAAAAACGACGCAAAAUUGCUUGUCAUUUAUCGGUAUGGUGCAUUUUUACUCAUAUUGUUGAUGGUACUAUCCAUUACUUUGAAUGUAAGUGUCCAUUGGGAAAAGUAUCGACGUGAGGUUGUGCUAAAACAGUACUAA